Molecule: messenger RNA, 748 nt
Organism: Temnothorax curvispinosus
Lineage: Eukaryota; Metazoa; Arthropoda; Insecta; Hymenoptera; Formicidae
Exons: 4
Molecular function (GO): protein binding
Source: RefSeq, a predicted model, not a curated record
GAUUUCAUUGAUUGGAUUCAUCAUGACAAAAUCAUAUUUACAUCUGCGACAAGUUAUAAUAUCGAAGAGAUAAGAUCGCUCGAUCGUCUCUUGAUUCUAUUAGAAUUGAGCGUUCUAUUUGCAACAGAUAAAUUAAUAGAAGAUAUAACCGACAGGCUUGAGAGACACUUUAUGUCACCAAAAUAUGUAAUUGACAUUUGGUUACUGGCACAAGAACUUAAUAUUAAUGUGCUACGAGAUCUUUCUUUGGCUGUUUGCUUAGAUCGUUUCGAUGAACUGCCACUCGAUUCAAUUUGUGAGUUGUCGAAAAAGCAUUUUAUAAGGUUAAUUGGAAACAUCAAUUUAAGAGCUACAGAAUCUCAUUUGCUUGAUAUUACACGCGAGUGGAUGAACCAUCAUCAUGAUUUUACAGUUUUUUUAGAUAUCAUUGAAAAUAAGAAAGCAAAAAUUUUACAGGGUGUUAUGUCUUGUGAGAAUAUUAAUGGUGAACAAUAUAUUCAUUGCUGGGAUGGUAAUGAUUUUUUUGAGCUAACUUCAUUCAAAUAUUCUACAAAUGUUGUUGAGAAGAGUCACGUUACUGGUAAACCACUCGAAGGAGUGCAGAUCACUGCCAGAAGAUACGAUUUAUAUCUUUGUGGUGGAGAAUAUGGUAUUGGUUCAAAAAAGUUUAACAAAAAUGUAUGGCGUUAUUCUUUGAUAUCUAAGAAAUGGAUUCUUGAGACAGUUAUGCCAGUUGAGAGAAGACAUA